Molecule: messenger RNA, 1212 nt
Organism: Salvelinus fontinalis (brook trout)
Lineage: Eukaryota; Metazoa; Chordata; Actinopteri; Salmoniformes; Salmonidae
Product: hepatic sodium/bile acid cotransporter-like
Exons: 7
Coding region: 8-1060 (350 amino acids)
Biological process (GO): bile acid and bile salt transport
Cellular component (GO): membrane
Molecular function (GO): bile acid:sodium symporter activity
Source: RefSeq, a predicted model, not a curated record
GAUACAAAUGGAAGAUCCCAUUGACACCGCCAUGGCCAUGUUCUCUGAUCAGUACCUGUCGUCCAAUGACAGUUUACUAUUCAACAUCACUCCAGCUCAUUUCCCCCGCCUGCCACCCAUAAUAGACCAGGCCAUCAGCAUCACCACCAUAGUGAUCCUCUUCAUCACCAUGGUUUCACUGGGCUGUACCAUGGAGGUGCACAAGAUCAAGGCCCACAUCCUGAAACCAAAAGGAGUAGCCAUCGCAUUGGUGGCCCAGUUUGGAGUAAUGCCCCUCACUGCCUUCUCAUUGGCUAAGGUGUUACAGCUGGGGCCGGUAGAGGCUGUAGUGGUGCUGAUCUGUGGAUGCUGUCCAGGGGGAAGCCUCUCCAAUAUAUUGGCCCUGUCUCUGAAGGGAGACAUGAACCUAAGUAUUGUGAUGACUACCUGCUCUACAGUUCUAGCCCUGGGUAUGAUGCCACUGCUCCUCUACCUGUACUGCCAGGGCUUCUCCAACCUGGAGAGUGCUAUCCCCUACGCUAGCAUCACUCUGACCCUGGUCAUGACUCUGUUCCCCUGCGGCAUCGGCAUCCUCAUCAAUUACUACAGGCCACAGUACUCCAAGACUAUUACUAAGGUUGGCCUGUCCCUCCUGUUGGUGGCCACGGUGGUGAUUGCCCUGUUGGUCAGCAUGACCAUAGGAGGGAUGGAUUUGAUGAUGACCGUCCUGUCCCCUCCACUCAUAGCCACCGCUGCCCUCAUGCCCCUCAUUGGCUACACCUUCGGAUACGUCCUGUCAUACCUCUUCAAACUCAACGGAUCGGGGCGGAGGACCAUUUCCAUGGAGACAGGCUGUCAGAACAUCCAGCUGUGUUCCACCAUUUUGAAGGUGGCAUUCCCUCCCGAUGUGAUUGGUCCCCUCUACCUAUUCCCAAUGGUCUACAUAGUGUUUCAGGUGGGAGAGGCCUUACUGCUCAUUGUCCUGUUCAGGGUCCACGAGAGGUUCUUCAAAACACCGAAGACAGAGAAGCAGGUGUACGAGGCAGUGGAUGGAAAUCAGAUUGACAUCAACUCAGUCUGAAAUGGUGAUGUCUACCAAGGAUUCAGGCUCCCAAAACCUGAUGAUCUACCAGAUUACAAUGAGGAUUUAACACCCAUUAACUGCACAUACAAUGACUCAUGGCAGCAGGCGUUUUGAAGGUGGAGUGAUUGUGCCUAAUUGACUACAAUGUA